GUCAGUCAGUCAGUCAGCCAGUCGGUGAGCCGUCCGUGCGUUCCAUCGACCGUGCGCCGUUGUCGUCGUCCGUUGCGUGUCCGUAUCGCGGUAAAUUUGGCCGCGCGUUUACAAAAAAAAAAAAAAAAAACAAUAUUUUUUUUCUCUCCAAAUUUACCACGACAAAACAAAUAAUUUAACGUUAUAAUAGUCGUCGUCGGGUUUUCUCUGUAAAACGAUACCUAUUUUAUUUUUCUACAUAUUACUCUGCGUGUAGUCUAAACGGAUUGCACGUGCCCGCGUAUUUCGUUAUAAAAAAAAAAAACGCAUAUAUAGAUAUAUAUUUUUUUUUCGAAUGUUGCCGUUCCGCCUUGUAUAACCCGACGCGAUAACGGUACACCGGAGCCCGCCCGGGCUCAAUGCCCUCGUGCCUAGACCACCGUCGCCGACUCUGAGAGCCUUGCACAACAUCAUAAUAUUACAGCGGACAUGACCAGCAGCAACAGCACCGCGGACGACGAGGACAGCCGCAGCCGGUAGUAAUAACCCUUUCCGGUUUUCGGGGUUGUUUUUCUUCUUCAAAUCAUUUUCUUCGCCAUGUCCACUUCCGGUGUGGUCGUCGUCGUCUAGCGGUGGCCGCUUUCUUCCGUGUCGUACACCCGCCGCCGCCGGUCAUGUCUUCGCCAUCCUCGUCGUCGCCGUACUACUACGGACACCACGGCGGCGGCGGAGGCGGCGGUGGCGGCGUUGGCGCGACCAACGCCGCCGGGGGCCUGUCCGACAGCGGCACGCAACUGCAGUGCUGUUCGCCGCCGCCGCAGCCGCCGGCCUCGGCCGGAUCCAACGGAGCCCUGAGAAAAGCCCAAAUCGAGAUCAUACCGUGCAAGGUGUGCGGCGACAAGUCAAGCGGUGUGCACUACGGCGUGAUCACCUGCGAGGGGUGCAAAGGGUUCUUCAGGCGGUCCCAGUCGUCCGUGGUGAACUACCAGUGCCCGAGGAACAAAAACUGCGUGGUCGACCGGGUCAACCGGAACCGAUGCCAGUACUGCCGGCUACAGAAAUGCCUUCGCCUGGGCAUGUCCAGAGACGCCGUCAAAUUCGGACGCAUGUCUAAGAAACAAAGAGAAAAAGUGGAGGACGAGGUGCGGUUCCAUAUGCAAUCCUCGGCGGCUGCAGCCGCGGCCGCAGCGGCGGCCGUGUCGGUGGCCGCAGCCGACUGUUGUUCGACGACCACGCUGGGUGGCGGCGGCGGCGGUGGUGGCGGUACGGCCGCCGUGGCCGCCGACUCGUCCGUGUUCGACCACGAUCAACAGCAGCAGCAGCAACCGUCGCAGAUGCCGUCCAGCACGGCCGACCACGGUGGUGGCCUGGCCGGCCACAUGCAGCACCAUCAUCAGCAACACCACCACACGCAUCUCACUCAGCAUCAACACCAGCACCACCAACAGCAACAGCACCAUCUCAGUCUCAACCAGUUCAACGGUACCGGCAACGUGGCGUACGCCGCGGCCGCCGCUGCCGCAGCCGCAGCCGCCGCGGCGGCAGCCGUCAACGGAGGCACCGGAGGAUCGGCCGGCGGAACUGGAGGAUAUAACGGAUACAACGGCGGCAACGCGGCCGGCGUCAACAACAGCGCCGCGGCAGCCGCCCUGGUGGACACAUUCAACGCGUACGCGGCAGCGGCGGCCACGUCGACGGCCGCCGCGGCCAACGGCGGCGGUGGCGGCAACGUGCCACCGCCGUACGACACGAGCGGCAGCAACUACGUGGCCGACAGCACUACCCCGGCGGCGGGCGGUGGUUCCGCGUCCAGCACGACCCCAUCGUCGGCCACGUCCACGUACGGCGACCCCUUGGUGGGCGGUGGCAGCAUGGAAGUGUCUUCGGUGGCCGCGGCCGGCGCCGGGCCACCGGAAGCCGGUAUGAUCGCCAACAACGCUGGCGUCUCGGCGUCCGUCACUGUCACUUCCGACGCCGUGCAGAUCAGCGAAUUGCUGAGCAAAACCAUAGCCGAUGCCCAUGCCCGCACGUGUUUCUACACACUGGACCAGAUCCACGACGGCAUGUACCGCACUGCCAUGGCAAUGGCCAACAACAAGAACGCCGGCGGCAACAAUGCUAACGACAAGUUACACUUCUACAAGACAAUGGCCCACGAAGAAUUGUGGUUGGAAUGCGCACAGAAACUGACGGCGGUCAUCCAGCAGAUAAUCGAGUUCGCCAAGAUGGUGCCGGGCUUCAUGAAGCUGUCGCAAGACGACCAGAUCGUUUUGCUCAAAGCAGGAAGCUUCGAGUUGGCCGUGCUGAGGAUGUCCAGACACUACGACCUGCACAGGGACUGCGUUUACUAUUCCGACGCUUUGCUGCCGGCCGACGCUUUCUACACACAAGACCCGAUCGAAACGCGUUUGGUGUCGUUGGCGUUCGAAGUAAGCCGAGCCGUCGCCUCUCUGAAACUCACCGAAACCGAACUGGCUCUCUACUCGGCCGUGGUCCUGUUGUCGCCUGACCGGCAAGGCCUGAAAGGCGUCAUGGAAAUCACCCGGCUCCGGCAAGCUAUACUCAGAGCUCUGCGAAUGGAGCUCGACCACAGGACCAACAACAACAACGUGGGACCCGGCGGUGAACAGCAGCCCCAACAUCUGCACAACCCACAGAAUCAAGUUUGCGAAGCUCUCGUACAGAAGAUACCGUCGUUGAGACAACUGGGACAACUGCACAUGGAAGCGUUGGCCAAACUCAAGCGAUCGGCCCCGCAUUUGGAGUUCCCGGCUUUGCACAAAGAGCUGUUUUCCGUGGACAGUUAAACGACCGAGAGACGAGACGAUUGAAAAAAAAAACCAACAAAAUAAUAAUAACAAUAACGAUCGCCGUUAAUGUUAUUAUCAUUUUAUAUAGUCUCCCAAGCGCAAUAUCUUAGACGUUUAUGUAGACAAACGGUGUACACAAAAAAUCUAUCUUAUCUAGUUUAUAAAUGUUUAACAUUAAAAAAAUAUCAUAAGGCGCGUGUGCUCGCGUGUCUGGACGUGUGUGUGUGUGUGUCUGUAAUUAGGUAAACUUAGUCUUUACAAUAUAUUAUAGUAUAUGCCUACACAUAGUGCACAAUACGCUUUGUUGUUUUUUAUUAAAAUAAUAAUAAUAAAAAGUACAACACACACAUGACACACGUGCACGCCCACACACGCAAACUCACUCAUUCACGCGUUUAGCUUUAGGGGGAAAAAAAGUAUAUUAAAAAAAAAAAAUUACAAAAUAAUUUAACUAUAAUAAUUUUUUUUUAUGAUAACAUAUUAUUAUUAAUGUUCGUGUACGGACGACGCGAUCGGUAUCGACACAGUCGUUCAUAGAUAGAGAUGCGCGUUUAGGCAACGCCGAUUUGUGUAAUAAUUAUAAAACAAUAAUAUUAUAUUAUAUAUUGUAUAUAUAUAUAUAUAGAAAGAUAGUUCGGGCGCGACGGUUUUGUUUGUUUGUUAUUUUUACAGAAGAAUGAGUAAAAUGAAAUGGAAAAAAAAAAAUUUGCAUAGAAUGUUAUCAUAUAAACGAUGAUAGUGUAAGAUGAUUUUUUUGCUCGUCGGUUUGUUUGAACGGUUUGGACGGUGAAAAAAAAAACAAACGUCUUGACUAAAAGGUUUUUUUUUCAUUUAUUUUUGUUUUUUGAAAGGUUUUUUUUUGUGUGUAUGUAUGUGAGUGUGUGUGUAUUUGUUUUAUUAUAAUAUUUUAUUAUCUAAUAUAUUAUAAUAUAUUAACGUCGUUGUUGUUGUUGUUAAAAAAAAAAAUUGUUGUUUUGCGCCCGUUACAUUUUUAAUUUUUUUUUUGUCUUUAGUCCGUACGCCUAUUUUUCGUGUAUAAAAAUAUAAUAUAAUAAAAUAAUUAUUAGAAAAUAUGAUUAGGUAAAUUUUUUUAGCGUAAAAAAUAUAUUAUAACAUAGUAAUAUAUAUAUAUAUACAUAGGUAAUAUAAACGAGCGUCUUUAUAUUAUUAUCUAUUAUCAUUAUUUUAAUAUUAAAAAAUAAGAAUACAUUUUUUUAGUUUCUUUAAAUUAUUAUUAUUAUUAAUGUUAUAAUCGUUGUAAAACCUGCACGUUUCUCUUUUAUUUUGUAAAUAAUAUUAUUAUUAUGUACACAAUAUAGUAAAUAUGACAAACAUAUAUAUAAUAUAUAUAUUUAAAAAAAAUAUACUCACAGGUCGUGUAUGGCGAUGAUCCAAUAGAUUUUUUUAUAUUAUAAUAUUACAAAAUUGGAAAAAUGUGUGUGAAUCUGUCGGAUCGUCGCGGUACACCCUCCUACUGCCUAUUUGGCGCCAAUAGAUAUAAAAAAUAAUAAUAAUAAUAAUUUAAAAAAUAACGUUAACAAACGUCGGAUGUAAUUAUAUAUAUAUUUAAAAAAAAACGUGAUCUUUAAUACCUAACACUAGUAUGAUAAUUUUGAAACCAGAUCGGAUAAAUAAAUUCAAAAAAAUAAAGUUUGUUAUGAUUGUCUUUUGUUUGGAUGGAAAAAGAGGUCGUACUAAAAUCGUUUUGUUUGUCAUUGUGUGUGUUUUUUUUUCGGUUAUGUGCAAUAUGUCAACUUUGAAAAUAACCUUCGAGGAAACAAAAUGUAUAAAAUGUAUUUUUCUUCUUCUGAAGGAUAAGGCAGAACGAGUAGAGAGGAGGAUGGAGAAUAAUUGUUAAAGUAAAAAAGUAUAUAUCUAAAAAUAAUAAUUCGAUACUAUCAAAACGGUUCUAGGUACGAUUUUCUAUUCUGGGUCACCUUAAAAAAACACACACAUAAGAAAAACAAAAUUAAUUUCACCAAAAAACGUUUAAAGCGUAGACCAAACAUUUUGUCUAAAACAAUAUUUCAGAAAAAAAAAAUUACAAUAAUAUAGUCGAGACCGUUUGUUGUAUGUAACAUUUAUAGAUACAUUAUAUAUAUUGUAUAGAUGUGCAAAUAUAAAUUGUAGCCCAACACUUGAGUUAUUUGAUUUUUGUAAUGUUGUGAAAAAAGAAAAAAAUUAAAUGUAAUAAAUAAAAUUUAAAAAACAAAGCCCGUCUAAUAAUAAAUAACAAAUUAAAACACUAUUUCAUAAACAUAAUAAAUUAUAUUAUCAUAAAAAUAUUAUGGUUGUAGAAAUUUGUAUACAACACAACAGCUGUUUUUCUAUGAGGAAAUUACUUUUAAUUUUUUUUAGAAUUUUUUUUUUUAAUGAAAAAAGUCUCGAGUACCUAAUAUAUAUAUAAUAUGUUAUAUAUGUAUAUUAUAUGUAUGUGUGUGUGUGUUGUGUAUAUGAUAAUAUGUGUGUGUGACUUUUUUUUUCUAAAAUAAUACCUAGUAAAAUAACGUGUUUUUUUUUUUUAAUAUUGUUAGUAAUACUUAAAAUGUAAUAAUAAUAUAUUAUAUUGUAAGAGUAUACAUAUAAUAAUAUAUAUUAUAUUAUUUUAUAUUUACUAUAAUAUAAUAAUUGUGUGUAUACAAAAAAAAAAAAAUUGUU
Adelges cooleyi (spruce gall adelgid) is the source of this 5447-nucleotide messenger RNA. RefSeq names its product probable nuclear hormone receptor HR3. Gene Ontology annotation, cellular component: nucleus. The transcript is spliced from 9 exons. Bases 654 to 2786 code for a protein of 710 amino acids. Gene Ontology annotation, biological process: regulation of transcription by RNA polymerase II. The record is from RefSeq and is a predicted model, not a curated record. NCBI's taxonomy places the organism in Eukaryota, Metazoa, Arthropoda, Insecta, Hemiptera, Adelgidae. Gene Ontology annotation, molecular function: RNA polymerase II cis-regulatory region sequence-specific DNA binding; nuclear receptor activity; zinc ion binding.